AUGAUUUGCUAUGUGAGAGUAGUUAAAAUACUAAAAACACAAUCAAUCAAUAUAGCUGUAUUUUAAUUAAAAAUAGGAAAAAGCAAUAAGUUAGUCAAGGUGAUUAGUUAGCCUUGUUAAUCGAGUUUAUUUAUUAUUGUAAUUAUACUUUUUGGUCUGUGGCUUUGGUAGCUUUCAUCAUAAAAUAAAUUAUUGAUAAAAUUAGAAAAUGUAUCAGAUAAUUAAAAAUUAGUGAAAGUGAUCAUUAAGAAAUCAAUUAAACAAAGCAGAGAAGAACAAAAAAAAUAAUAAGUAAUCAUUAAAAAUAUUAGAAACAAUUAUAAAAACAAAAACUAAGAGAUACUGAUAGAAUUAAUUAAUUAAUUUAAAUAGUUAGAGAAUUUUACUUACUUACUUUCAGAAGGUAUGGACAAACCCAAGGACACAUUGGGAUUGCUGUAGGACGAACAUCAAAAGGAAAAUAUUAAUUCUAAUUAUAAAUUUGGAAAUCGAAGCGGUUUCAUGAGUCAGUAGGAUAAUCCCAGAUCUAUCCUUUCUUAAUCAUCUGUGAAUGCUCCCAAUAUUUUAUAGCCAAAUUAACAAUCUCAGAAUUAGUAUAAAUCAAACACCUAAGCAAGGGAAAAUAUUUAUAGAUAAAGCAUUGACUUAAAGAAUAGCUAAGUUUUACCUUAACUUAAAGAUAGAGCAAUAAGUUAAAAAGAAAGAAAAUCUGCUAGUUAGGAAAAAGAAAGUUAGUUAAAAUAGCACCAAGUUAGAAAUAUCAUGAUAAACAAAGACUUAAAUUAGUUUUAAAAUGAAUAAAGAAGAUAAUCAUCUAUUUAACAAAUGCAAGCAAAGCAUAUGGAGAGUGGCCAAUAAUUUAACAACAACAAUUUGUAAACACCUAGAAGUAGAGAAGAGAACAGUGCUACCACAAAGGAUAGUCUUGUCAACUACCUAUCAAGUUAAAAAAAACUUUAAAAAAUACAAACUAGUCCUUCUGAUAAAGCAGUAAAUCAGUUAAAUAGUCAAUUCCAGAGCCUAAACGAUUUCAAAGAUAAUAUUGAAGAAGGAAGAAAUUAGACUCAAAUUUUCAACCAAUCUAACAAAAAGUUGAGCUAGCCAAAUUCUUUUAAUAUAAAAAAAGACUUAAUUAAUGAAGAUAAGUUCGUUAAUAUUGAUGUUUCUCUAAACACACUUACUUAGUAGUAGAAAACAAAAAAUAUUUACAGUAGAGCACAAACAGCAUAGGAAAAUUAAUUUACUGAUAAGGGAAUAAAAAGAGACUCCUAAACUAUUGAUGUAGAAAGUCUAGAAACUGCACCAAAUAUAAAUGUUGGAUUAAUACAGGAUUAAAAAUUAAUCCUUAACCAUUUAAAAAAAUAAAAUUAAAAUUCUAAUCAAACUGAGAAGCCCUUGCAACACAACUAGAAUUAGAAUAAAGAUUAUGAUGGAGCAAAUAUCACAUUUUAUCCAAAAUAAUCCUCUAAAAAAAAUGUUAAUAAAAUAUCCACAAAUGACCAAAACGAAAUCUAAUAAGAAGCACAAUAUUAAAUGCAGCAACAAUUAAUAAAGAAAAAGAGCUCUUCUGACAAUAAUAAUGAAAGUUAGAAUGAUGCUAAGAUUAGAUUAAACGACUGUGUAGGUUAAUACAAUAUUAGCUAAUCUAAUCAAAAAAAUACAAUAACCUCCUAAAAGGUAGAGGAUAUAUCUAGAAGAGCUAGCUGCUAAAAUCAGUAAAUAAAUCUAAAAAAUCCACAAUCCUAAUAUUAAUAAAAAAAUCAAAUGAUUUAUACUAAUUAAGUAGAAGUUUACCAAUAGCAAACAGAACCAAAUGCUAUUCAAACUUAACCUGAUUUUUCUUUUAGCAAUCAAUACAAUAAUAGCAAGUAGUAUAUUCUAAGUGAAGGAUAGUAAUUUGAAUAAAUUGAACAAAUUCCUAAAAACUAAAUGAAAUUUCAUAACUUAUACCAAAAGAAUAUAUCUCACUCUAAGAAUAACUCCUUAUCUUAAGGUUUACCCAAUACUGGAGUUAAUAAUUUAGGUACAGGAAUACACUUUCUAGAGUAAUCAAGUAAUAAUUAAUAAAGUUAAAAGAAUUAUAAUCGCCAAAAUCAACUUAAAAACUCAUAAUUAUCAUAAUAAAGAGCUUCGAACUAUGUAGGCUAAAUUAAAAGAUAGCUAAACUAGCAGUGUUAGUAACAAAUCGAUGUUCCUUAUCCUAUACCUUAAGGUCAUCAUAGAAGUAAUAGCCAUCACUUAGAUACUAGAAUUGCUAAACCUAAUUCUUUUUUGAUGACAAAUUAAUUUGAAGGUUAAUUUAAAGAUUGCUUGUAAAAGGAAUUAAAGAGCAUCAAAGGAAAUAAUGAUAGAUGCAAUUUAAGCUUUGAUUAGAGAAAUGAUGAUUUUAUCUCUAAUUAAUAUUACUCUGAUAAUAAACAGAGAAAUUUAAGCACAAAUUAGAAUGACUUAUUAGUAUUAAAGUAAAAAGGCAAGAGAAAUGAAUCUCUUGAUAUUUUAGAGACUAGUACAUAAAAUAAUGGUGUUAAUAAUGCAGAUAGGUUUCGCUUUACUUAAAUUAAAAAUAACUAAAACUCUAAAAAUAUUGCAUCAAUUCAAUGCACAACUGCUCUUAAAAGUGAUAAAUAAAUGUUAAAUUAAUAGAUUAAUUAGAUAUAAUAAACAUUCGCAGCUAGUUUAACUUAGAAUAAUAACUAGCUUUCUAGUAUAAACUAAGUAAAAAAACUUAGUGACAUUUGUCUUCCUUCUCUUGAUUAACAAAAUAAAUCAAGAAACGAAAGCUUGAAUAAUAAUUAAUCUAAAAAAAUAACAUUAAGUUCAUUAAAAAUACAACCCAACAGCUAAUUAAAUCAGAAUUCACAACCUAUUUAACUAUGUAUCGAUAAAUUCACUUUUAAUACCUAAAAGAAUGUCAUAAAACCAAGCAAUAAAAAUUAUUAAAACUAAAAUCUCAACUUUACUGAAAACAAAGCUGGUUAGUUUGGAUACACUUUAAAUGCAAAUUAAAUAAGACAAACAAUCUUAGAAAAUAACAUCUAACAAAAUGAGCCAUCCUCACAAAUUCUUAAAAAGAGUCUUUUAAGCAAAAACAAUGAAACAAACGCUCAAGAAAAGCCUUCAAACAAUGAAUCAGAUUAAGCUGAUUAAGCAAAUAACUAAAUUCUUGAAGAGACAGGUAGAUUUGGUUAAGAACAAAUAACUGAAAAUUAAAAGAAAAAUAAUUAAAAGCAAUUGAUGAUAAGUUUAAAUGACAAUAUUAACAAUAUUAAUGUAUGUACCUAAUUAAAAUAUUAAAAGAACGACUUAAUGUCACAAUUUCCAAAUAAAAAUAAUAAUCAACGUCCAUUAAGAAAUUCUUUGGAAGGCGUUUAAAUUGACUAAAAUUAAUAAAAAUAAAUAAAUAAUAUACAAUUAUACAACAACUCAGGAUUACUAUCAACUGAUGGGCCUGAUAUGUUAUCAAGUUAAAACCCUAAUUCUAUAAUUAACAUACCAGUUAUAACUACGAACUUCGGAUUGAAUAAUUCUUAAGGAAUAACUAAACCUAAUGCAGAUACUUUGAACUAAGGAACAUUGUUAAUUCAUUAUAACUUUCCUUUAGCUGAGGUUAUGCAGUAUAGAUCUAAAUAUUAAAAACACUAAUAAAAAUAAAUAUCUGAUAUUUAAAAUAAUUACAUUAACUAUGCUUAAAAGAAAGUCUCUUCUGCUAUUUCAUGUAAGAGAAAUGAAGAUUUCUACAGCUAAUUUGAUGGAACUGGAAAUGAUAUAUUAGAUAAAUAGCAAAGAGCAAGAUCAAGCAACAACAGGUUUCCUAGAGAAAUAUUCACUCCAAAUGUAUAAAAAGCAAAAAGGCUUAAUAGUUAGAACAAAUAAAAUUUAAAUUUCAACAACUGUAUUAAUAAUUAAGAACAACAAAAUGAAUUCAUUUAACAGUGA
This is a messenger RNA of Tetrahymena thermophila SB210, 3936 nucleotides long. Its product is annotated as endo-1,4-beta-xylanase xylA, putative. The transcript has 7 exons. The record is from RefSeq and is a predicted model, not a curated record. Lineage: Eukaryota; Ciliophora; Oligohymenophorea; Hymenostomatida; Tetrahymenidae.